Messenger RNA from Macrosiphum euphorbiae (potato aphid), 246 nucleotides. The record is from the annotation of a GenBank genome assembly. Lineage: Eukaryota; Metazoa; Arthropoda; Insecta; Hemiptera; Aphididae.
AUGACAACUAGCCCAAACGUAAAUUAUCCUUUAUCAAUUUUCUCGUGGAAUGCCAAUGGUCUCAGACAACACAUAAAUGAACUCCAGCACAUCCUAUCAGAAACAAAUGCCGACAUUGCACUCAUUUUCGAAACUCAUUUCACCCAAACACCUGCGCGAAAAUCUACGGCUUCAAUGCCUACUUCUCAUGUCACCCUGAUGGCACGGCUCACGCAGGUGCCGCAAUUUACAUCAAAUCAAACAUAA